CUUUGCGCUUUCUUUUGCCCUGUCGACAUAUACGAUCGACAGCAUAGUCUUACACGACGGCAAUCUCGACGUGUCUCGUCUGGAACAAUCCGAGACUGAUCAGUCCUGGGACUGGGAACUACCAAUCGAGAACUCUGUCAACUGUACAAGUCAAACAUAUCGAUCUAUGUCGUUCCCGCGUUACCAAGAUUCAAGGAACUAGCGCCGAGCUAUUGCCAAGUUCGAUGCUCACGAGCCGGGUUCGAGACGUCCAACCCUCUGGCAGCGGGUUCCACAGCUUCAUUGAAUCUUGUGCUGCACCAGGCCACCCACGCAUGUCGAAUCCAUUCAACGUCUCUCCGUCGACGCACACAGAUUGGGUGGGCACCUCACCAUAUUCAUUGCAACAUGGAUCUUCUACCACGGGGGCCCUGACCAAACCGGAGCCAGAUCAGAACUACGACAGUAGAGCGCAAAGCCCGGUCUCAACGUGCAAGGACGACGAAGUGGAAUCAUCGAUGCAUGCAAACCGGUUCUCGGAGGCACAGGUCCCUCAAUCACUGAAUGAAGCAACCUCAGCGCACACGUUGCGUCAGAAUAUGCCUCAGGAGUACAGUGUAGACCGGGACAUUGUACAACAGCAUGGAAAUACAGACUUUGUACAUGGUGACGGUAUCAACAGUACGUCUCCGGGCCAUGGAUCUAUUCGACACGAGGAUUCCUUCGUGGAUUUCAAGGCCGAGGACGAAGACGAGGGCAUGGAGGACGACGAAGACGGCUGUGCCGAACCGCUCGACCGCCCCAUGACAGCUGCUGAAAGAAGCGCCGCUAGGAGGAAGAUGAAGCGUUUCCGGCUUACACAUCAACAAACAAGGUUCUUGAUGAAUGAGUUUAUCAAGCAACCUCACCCAGAUGCUGCGCACAGAGAGAGGCUCUCCAGGGAGAUACCGGGCCUUAGCCCCCGUCAAGUGCAAGUUUGGUUCCAGAACAGACGUGCGAAAAUAAAGCGACUCAGUGCUGAGGACAGGGACAGAGUCAUCAAGAUGAGAGCUGUCCCCGAGGGCUUCAACAGUGCACAGGCACUCCACUCUCCGUACGGUGCUGUCCCAGGCCUUGCACCAAAUCUGACUCCGACCAGCAUGAGCGGCCAGCAGACAGGCAGCCAUUUAAACAGACCUCUGAUGGUGGAUGUCCAGAGACCCCAGGCAGAUACGAACACCUCGCCUACAGGACUCACGCCCGCCUUUGAUACAACCGGGUUCCGCGCUUCCAGCAGCACCAACGAUGACUUGGUAUCGCCUCUGUCUUCAUCGUCGGCGGAAAGAGGACAAGCCCAUAGCAUCCAGUAUCCUCCCAGGUUCGGGUCUGCAAGCCACAGUACCGGCCCUUUGUCCGCUGGGGCCCUCCAUAGCACGUACCAGCUAGGGCAGUACGGCAGCAGAAGCUUACAUCCGCUGAAUCUGCAAGACUUAUCGUCGCGGUCUCGAGUUGACUCUUUGCAAUCACCCUCGAGGUCGAAUUUGGCAUGGCAGGACAAUCCCUUGCAGUAUCCCGAAUGGAAGGUCGGGGCGCAUGAAGGAAGCACGUCAGAACGCCAACAUGCCCAGUAUUCAGUGGGCGGCGAUGCUCAAAGCUCUGAACACUAUGCGAACGACAACUACUCCGCCCGAGCGUUUGCGAUGAACAACAACAUGGCAUACGCGCCUAAAGACAUGGUAUCUUCGGAUCGACCUCGACUACGGGCCACCUCUGCGACGUUCCCCCUGAAUCUCGACCUCGAGGACCAAUAUCGGCCACAGGGCUCCCAGUCGAGGGCCUCGGAUCGUCUCAGUGUCUCGUUAUCAGACCCCUCGACGCAAUAUACGAAUCCAAAUAUAUAUACCACAAGCUAUCCACCGGCGCCACUCACCGCGCCACUGAGCUCUACAUAUUCUCGCGCGAAUGAUGCCAAAAGCCAUCUCGCCGGGCCUCCCCCACGCGCCGGGACUGCUUCGAGCUCCAGAGCGACUGAGUAUUUACUUGCGCCUCACAGCAAGCCAGGCAACGCAGAGCCGCACCAGGACCCACGCCACCCCCUGAGUCACCAGACACACGCAGGUCGACCCAACGUGUUUCCUGGCGAGAAUAGAUCUUCUGAAUACACAAGUCGGCCGUAACCGACUUGAAGUGAGCGUGGCCGGCCCGCCAUCUUCAAAACGCCCAAAAGGCUUCCCAUAUUGCAGGUACUUGUCAGCGUGUCCUUGGGGGGUUGCAACUGGCGCCUACGUUGGUGCUGGACAUUCAUCACAUGGCAGGUCUCGCAUUGCCAACAUGGGAAUCUUCUUUUCUUUUCUGACAGGCCAGAGGCUAGCCUGGUUAUUUCCAAUACUUCUUGUACAUUUAAUUUGAUUUUCACCGCAAAGGGCGGUGCGGUUUGAACUGGUUUACAAAGGCGCACAUGGAUUCAUCAACGCGAGCAAUGCAUAUGGUUUCGUCAGAUCCCUACGUGGCCUGUUCCCACGUAUCGGCAUCAAUGUGCCCAGGUCGCUCGUGCUAAUAAAUUCUUUCCGGGCCAGUG
This is a messenger RNA of Emericellopsis atlantica, 2536 nucleotides long. RefSeq lists its product as uncharacterized. The transcript is spliced from 4 exons. The record is from RefSeq and is a predicted model, not a curated record. Gene Ontology annotation, molecular function: DNA-binding transcription factor activity, RNA polymerase II-specific; RNA polymerase II transcription regulatory region sequence-specific DNA binding. NCBI's taxonomy places the organism in Eukaryota, Fungi, Ascomycota, Sordariomycetes, Hypocreales, Bionectriaceae. Gene Ontology annotation, biological process: regulation of transcription by RNA polymerase II. The coding region runs from base 225 to 2135 and encodes 636 amino acids.